AUGGCGGUCUCGCCGUUUGCCUCGCGCUCCCCUUCGUUGACGGUAUCAUCGCCCAAUGCCGCUCUUAGGCUGAGAGCUGCCGCUGCUCAGAAUGCGUCUGGGCCGGUAGCUACGGCGAAAUCCGUCUACAGCGCAGAUCGGGAACUCACCGAGCAGCUAAACGAUGACGUGAGACAGAAAUAUGUCAAAGACAAAAGAUUAGGUGAAGGUACAUACGCCAUAGUCUACCUCGGAUACCUCCGCGACAACCCCUCAUCCUACGUCGCAAUCAAGAAGAUCAAGGUCAAUGCCGAAUACAAGGAUGGACUCACCAUGGACGCGAUUCGCGAAGUCAAAUACCUUCAGGAGCUGUCACAUCCGAAUGUCAUUGCGCUUCACGACGUUUUUUCUUCCAAGGACCAGAACCUCAAUUUGGUCUUGGAGUUUCUCCCGCGAGGGGAUCUGGAGAUGCUCAUCAAAGACACCGCCAUCCACUACGGUGCGGCCGACGUCAAAGCCUGGAUGGGCAUGCUGGCUCGGGGUGUGUGGUUCUGUCAUGAGAACUUCGUACUCCACCGGGAUAUCAAGCCCAACAACUUGCUCAUCGCCUCUGACGGUGAGGUCAAAUUGGCAGAUUUCGGUCUAGCCCGAUCUUUUGCGGAUCCCUAUCUCAACAUGACCCACCAGGUCAUCACUCGUUGGUAUCGUCCACCCGAAUUGCUCUACGGGGCACGGCAGUACUCGGGCGCCGUGGACGUCUGGUCGAUGGGAAUGGUCUUUGCAGAGCUACUCCUGCGCAUCCCCUUUGUGGCCGGCAAUACUGACGUAGAUCAAAUCACGAAGAUCUGCGAAGCUUUCGGUACCCCGACAGAGGAGAACUGGCCGGGAGUCACGGAACUGCCCAACUACAUUCCGCCGGACAACAACCACCUGAUCCCAUUGCAGGGCCGAGAGUUCUUUCUCCGCCAGUUCCCUACCGCGGGCCCGGUAGGAGCCGACUUACUGAUGUCGAUGUGUGCACUGGACCCUCGCAAGCGAAGCACUGCCGUGCAGGCCUUGCGACACGCAUGGUGGACAAUUGAGCCCCGGCCGACCAAGAAUGAAGAUCUCCCGCAGAAGUCUGGAGCUAAAAAGAUGGGCGAAGACCUGGGCCGGCGAGGAGGCGAGAUCGACGACGGGAUGUUCAAAAAUGCGGCGCGACAACUGGACUUUGGCGCUAUGAAAUAA
Messenger RNA from Penicillium cinerascens, 1206 nucleotides. It is a transcript of the gene kin28, whose product is annotated as TFIIH complex serine/threonine-protein kinase subunit KIN28. Gene Ontology annotation, biological process: positive regulation of transcription by RNA polymerase II; protein phosphorylation. Bases 1 to 1206 code for a protein of 401 amino acids. Gene Ontology annotation, cellular component: nucleus; transcription factor TFIIH holo complex; transcription factor TFIIK complex. The record is from RefSeq and is a predicted model, not a curated record. Gene Ontology annotation, molecular function: cyclin-dependent protein serine/threonine kinase activity; ATP binding; RNA polymerase II CTD heptapeptide repeat kinase activity. NCBI's taxonomy places the organism in Eukaryota, Fungi, Ascomycota, Eurotiomycetes, Eurotiales, Aspergillaceae. The transcript has 2 exons.